Molecule: messenger RNA, 1481 nt
Organism: Harmonia axyridis
Lineage: Eukaryota; Metazoa; Arthropoda; Insecta; Coleoptera; Coccinellidae
Gene: ProRS-m
Product: probable proline--tRNA ligase, mitochondrial
Exons: 7
Coding region: 86-1411 (441 amino acids)
Biological process (GO): prolyl-tRNA aminoacylation
Cellular component (GO): cytoplasm; mitochondrion
Molecular function (GO): proline-tRNA ligase activity; ATP binding
Source: RefSeq, a predicted model, not a curated record
UAACCUCAUAUGUUCGAUGCUUAGAAGAAUAACAGUCUUUGGAAGAAUCUCUUCAUUUAUUUAAUUUGGAAUAAAUAGAAAGAAAAUGAUUAAAAUGCAAAGAUUAUCGAAAAUAUUUCAACCGUAUCAUGUUAUUCCUAAAGAAUUUCAGAUCAAGCAAACAGAGAAGGACAUGUAUUCAAAAAGUGCUAAGCUUAUGCUUGAAUUGGGUAUCAUGAGACAAAGCAGUCCAGGCUGCUUUAAUUUGCUGCCCUUAGGAAUUAGAGCUUUGGAAAAACUGAUUAGAAUUGUAGAUGAAGGAAUGGAUUCAAUAGGGGGUCAAAAAGUGGAGUUUCCUUCUUUGAUCAAUCAGAAGCUAUGGUCGACUUCAGGAAGAAUCAAUGAAGUAACAGAACUUUUCAAGUUGAAAGAUAGGCAUGGUCAGAAUUAUAUUUUGGGUCCUACCCAUGAAGAAAUUGCAAGUGAUCUUUUAUCCCAGUGUCAGAAUUCAUAUAAGCAUUUUCCACUUAUGAUAUAUCAAAUAACGAAUAAAUUCAGAGAUGAAUUGAGACCUAAACUAGGAUUAAUAAGAAGCAAACAAUUUACCAUGAAAGAUAUGUAUAGUUUUGAUAUUGAUCAAGAAAGUGCCAUUAAAACAUAUGAGACUGUUACUGAAAAAUAUGAUACUAUUUUUAAAAAUUUAGGAGUGAAAUAUCAUAGAAUAAGAGGUUUUAGUGGUACAAUGGGAGGAACAUUAUCUCACGAAUAUCACUAUGAAGCUGAAGUUGGAGAAGAUGUACUGCUAAAAUGUAUUAAAUGUAAAGAUAUACUGAAUUCGGAGUUAGUACAAGACAAGACUUGUCCUCAAUGCGGGGAAAUAGGUGAUAUGGAUCAAACCAAAGGAAUAGAGGUGGGCCAUACAUUUUUGCUAGGAGACAGAUAUACUAAGCCAUUUAGUUGUAAUUUUACUGAUAAGAGUGGAAAAAGCAAAAACCUUCAAAUGGGCUGUUAUGGACUUGGAAUCACUAGAAUUUUAGCUGCUUCAAUAGAAACUUUGUCAACAGAUGAAGAAAUAAGAUGGCCGAGGUUGAUUGCUCCAUAUAGUGUUCUCAUAAUUCCUCCAAAAGCAAAAAGCAAGGAGGACUUGAUAGCAACCGAAAGUCUGGAGCAACUAUGUCAUUCCCUGAAUCAGAUCCCUGAACUUAAAGGUGAAAUAGUGGUGGAUGAUAGGACAGAUAUGACAAUAGGUCGAAGAAAUAUGCAAGGUAAACGCUUUGGCUAUCCAUUCAUUAUAGUUCUUGGGAAGAGAAUAAUGGAAGAUCCAGCUCUAUAUGAACUACAUGAUAUCAAUAGUGGUGUACAAGUUGAUUUGACAUUACAAGACUUAGCAGUUUAUAUAAAUAAGCAUUUAAAUGACAAUAAUGUUCAGUAAGAGGUUAUUUGUGGAGUAAAUUGUUUGAAGGAUAUAUGUGAAGAGAAUAAAUGAAGAGCACUGGAUAAUC